AUGGGGGGAGAUUUUCGUCAAGUUCUUCCUGUUGUAAGAAAAGGUACUAAGGCACAAAUGAUUUCAGCGUGUAUUGUUCAGUCUCAUUUAUGGAAUCAUACCAAGAUUUUGCAUUUGCGUCAAAAUAUGCGAUCAUUGCAUGAUCAAGAGUUUGCAGAAUUUCUUAUUCGCAUUGGUGAUGAUGUUGAACCUACCAAACCAAAUGACAUGGCGAGGUUACCUUCACAUAUUGCAAUCCCAUGGGAAGGUGACCAUUCCAUACAAGUGAUAAUCCAACAUAUUUUUCCUAAUUUAGAAUUGCAUGGUUGGGAUGCCCCAUAUAUGGUACAAAGAGCUAUUUUGACACCAACAAAUGAUGCUGUCCAGAAAUUGAAUAAUAUGAUUAUCAACCAGUUUCUAGGAGAAGAAUAUAAUUUGUUGUCGUUUGACGAGGUUGAAUGA
Molecule: messenger RNA, 441 nt
Organism: Lathyrus oleraceus (garden pea)
Lineage: Eukaryota; Viridiplantae; Streptophyta; Magnoliopsida; Fabales; Fabaceae
Exons: 1
Coding region: 1-441 (146 amino acids)
Biological process (GO): telomere maintenance; DNA repair
Molecular function (GO): DNA helicase activity
Source: RefSeq, a predicted model, not a curated record